Spodoptera frugiperda (fall armyworm) is the source of this 7929-nucleotide messenger RNA. RefSeq names its product polyhomeotic-proximal chromatin protein (gene PH). The transcript is spliced from 30 exons. The record is from RefSeq and is a predicted model, not a curated record. Bases 294 to 4547 code for a protein of 1417 amino acids. Lineage: Eukaryota; Metazoa; Arthropoda; Insecta; Lepidoptera; Noctuidae. Gene Ontology annotation, cellular component: PRC1 complex. Gene Ontology annotation, molecular function: protein binding.
UUGUGUGAUAAUUUGUUUUGACUUUGUGUUGUCCAAGUAUUUAGAUAAUUUGGUUAAUAAAAUCAAUUUUUCUAUUUUAAUUCAAAGUGUAAUUUCUGUUAAUGCUGUACAAUAUAUGGUUAAUUAACUUCUAGAUUAAAUUGAAUCUUCACGAAGGAAUAACACGUGUGAAUAGUUGAAUAUUCAUGUUUAUCGUAAUAAAACAUCAGUGUACCUUCCUAUACUGUUAAAUUGAAGAUAACUAAUACUUCAGAUAUAUUUACUGUUGUGUUAUCAGAAUCGUUCUAAAUUAAAUGUCUCAACUGUUCAGGUCUGAAAUCCUAGAAAACUUAAAGAAAAAGGAUCAGGAGAAAGAACCACAAAUCUCUAAUUACCAACAACAGCUUGUUAAACCAGUUGACAAGCCCCUACAUUCUGGUGAAGUAUCAAAUGCCAAUGUUCCGGUAACACAGCAUGUCCCUGCUCAGCAAUUGUUGUCCCCAACUCACACCUUGGGCCAGUCUGUGCAAGCAAAAGAAGACCCUAAAGACAAAUCAAUAAAGGUUGCAAAUUCAACAACAAUAACUUUAAUAGAAAACGGAAAUCUUAACGGAGAUAAGGACAAAGACAAUACCUAUAAAAAUUACUUCACAUUAGAGCCCAAAAAUGAAAAGAAAGAUGAUUGUAAUAAGAAUAGUAUUACAAUAACCAAGACUGCCUUGAAGCAGUCGCCUGGUAGUAGUCAAGGAGAUAAGAAGGGUCAAAUCAAGCCUGCUAAAAGGCCCCUUCAGUACUUGGAGACACUUGCUGAGAAGGCUGGUAUAACUUUUGAGGAUAAAUACGAGGCUGCUAAUACUUUAUUGGCUCUAGACAAGCAGAACUCCACCAAUAGGAGACUUCCUGACUUAAAGCCACCUAAGUCAGAACCUGAUAACCACAAUCAGCAGGAGGAGUACAGAUAUAGGAAUCAAAAAGAGGAAGAUGACAAGUUACAGAUCCAGCAGCAAAUAAUCCAGCAGCAGCAACAACAGCAGCUGCAACAGUUGCAACACCAGCAGCUGCAGCAGUUACAGCAACAGCAGGCUUUGCAGCAAGCAUUGCAGCGGCAACAGCAGCAAGCUAUCCAACAGCAUAUCAAAAAUCAACACGAUCAACAAGAAUUGCUGCAAAAGCAAUUCCAACAACAACAACAACAGCAUCAGCAGCAGCAGCAGCAGCAGCAACAACAACAACAGCAGCAACAGCAGCAGCAGCAACAGCAGCAACAACAACAGCAGCAGCAACAGCAGCAGCAACAGUCGCAACAAAAGCCUGAGUUGUUGCAAGUGACUCAGCAAGGAGACCAGCCGCAACAAAAGUAUUUGCAGCCGGUGCACACCCAGUUCAACUUACCGGGCAUUGGCGAGAUCAACCUCAGCUUUUUGGCGUCACCGCAAAGUAACGUCAAUCUACUCUUUGACAAGAACCAGAAGACAAUGAGCGGAGAUAUCAAACAACAAAUCGUGGACGGCCAGACCCAGGUCGUCCAGCAGCAGAUGAGCAUGUCACAGCACGAGCCGUCGCAGCAGCAUCACCAGACGGUCACCGUCGUGUCCUCCAUGCCCAGCAGCAUGGCAACCCAUCAGGUGCAACAGCAACAGACCGGGGGUGGUAUCCAACAGCAGGCUGGUAGCAUUUCCACCAUGCCGCCCCUGCAGAGCCUGCCGCCUAAUACACAACAUCCGCAGCAAAUCAGCGCUGAAUGGGGCCACAGCCGCGUCCAGGUGAUUCAGCAGCCAUUGCAAAAUAGCACCUAUUUGCAACAGCUCUACAACGCCCAAGGGCCGUUGAUCAUGCCCGGCAAUAUCGCAUUGCAUCCUGGCAUCAAUUCACAGCAAAUACAGGUUAUAGCUGCAGGCAAGCCAUUCCAGGGAAAUCAACUGACUCCUCAUAUGCUGACGACCCAGGGAAAGCAAGUCCUACAAGGCCAGGCCGUAAAUUUUUCAGGUCUAACUACAUAUCAGGAACAAGCUCCGUUCCCGGGCUACACGACUAUCCCGGCGAUCCCAACGACACAGAACCAGACGUUCGUGUUCAGCCCACUGGGCGUGAUUAACUCGCAGCCGAGCAUCCUGCCCGCACACUCCCAGUCCACCGUCUCCGCCAUCGGACAGCAACAGAAACAAAACGACAUGCACAAGUGUGGGGCAAAAGGUGCUUCCAGUAAGGCCGGUGGCAGUGGUGUCACCCAAACGGUACCCGUUCAAGCUCAAUGCGUGCAGGUCUCUCAGCCAGUACUGGGUACUCAGCAGCCGACUCAGGCGCAGAUCAUAAGCCCUUUGCAGACGGGGGGUCAGACGAUGCAGUUUGCGCCGUGGCAGAUAUCGGGCGCUUUGCCCCAGGUGUGGGCAGGUGGGCUCCAGGCAGGGACGCUGCCGGCCGGAGGGUUGCUCGCUCCUAACCCCAUCUUCAUCCGAGGGACCCAACCCGACGCGCCGCCGUCAAUGUUCAUACAACACUCGCCCCAAAACAACGUACAGCAUACCAGUGUGAGUGUAGCAUGCGCUACUUCGACGACUUCGAAGCCCCGCGCCUCUUCAGAUGGGUUGGCGAAGGCUCCACGGCCUCUCUCCAACAUCCUGCCUUCCAGCGGCAUCCGACCUGGCCCUGGCUCGUCCGUGUCCACACAAACCAACCCCAACCAGCCUCAGAAUCAGGCAAAGCAACGCGGUAAGCCAGGCGUGCGCUCACCAGCUCCGACCGCCAAACAAGAUGCCGCGAACCAAACCAACAAACUGCAGCAUCAGAUCCAACAGCCGAAGCAGCAAUUACUCCUGAUGAAUACGGGACAGAUGACCCAGAUUACAAGCGUCGAUAAAGCUAAAAAUAUACAACAACAGGCGCUGCUGCAGCAACAAGCUUUACAGCAGCAACAACAGCAACAGCAGCAGCAGUUAUUGCACCAGCAACAACAAACUCAGCAGAUGGUGCAUUAUCAACAGCAAGGGAUGUCGCUGGGCAUGCAGCAAGGUACUGUGCCCGUAGGAUCAGUCGCGCAGACUCUCCCUAUGGCAGGUAUGCCGCAGACCAUAUCUAUGGUCCAGCAAAUUCACCCUUUAAGUGGCAUGGGCCAACCUGGGACUCUGGUCAGUCAGCUGAGCACGUCCCAGCCGCAAAGCGUACAGGCUUUGCAGCAGCCACAGACCCUGGUAGGGAGUGGGUUGGUCCAGACAUCCGUUGGCAUGACCGUUCAACAACAAGCGGCUUUAAAUCACUCGGCGUCUAUGCAGACGCCGGGGCUCGCGAUCGAUGGCGCCUCACUGCUGACCGCGCCCCUCGUCCAAGUCUCCCCGGCGUUAUUGCACCAUGAGCUAACACUCCAGGCGGCCCAAGGCACGGUGGGUCUGAUCGCAGCCCCAGUGCAGGGAUCCGUGCUCCCACUACAGACUCCGGCGACACUAGUCACCCACGUCAAGACCGAAGAUGAGAAACCACAGAUAUCAUCCACUCCGCGUCGUCGCGUACAGGCGCCCGUGUUGCAGAUCCAGCCGACCCAACAGGUUGUUGCUGAGACCUCCGAUGCUACGUCCACCACGUUCAGCUCUUCGGUUACAACUACUGCUGAUGCUUCGGUUUCUACCAGCACCGCUACUAUUGGUGCGGUAACCCCAAUGGAGACUACGCCUACCAACAAGUCUACGCCAACGAAGGCAGAGAGCCACAGCACCACUGCUGAGCCCUCGUCUGCGUCUACGUCGGUCGCGUCCAGCUCUGCACCCGUACCCAGCAGCGCUCAGCAAACUACUCCUGUAGCACCACAGGUGGUAACCACAGUGGCGUCUUCAACGUCCUCGUCUUCAACGAUGACCGCCGCCAUCACGGCUCCGGUCACCUCGGGCGCGACCACCUCGGCCUUGUUCAAGAGUACGCAGUGUACUCCUCGCCACAUGAGCCAACAGGCGUCUCACGACAAGGGCCUGCCAAAAGCUAUGGUGAAACCGAACAUAUUGACCCAUGUCAUUGAAGGAUAUGUCAUUCAGGAAGCUGGGGAACCAUUCGCUAGCAAUCUGGUGCAGGUUAACCGGCCACUGCGCGACUGGGUCGAUAAGGAACAGGACAAGGAAAACAAGCUGCCGACCGACGAGGGACCGCCUCGUAAGUUACGCAAGAAGCACCUCUCAGAACACCAUGCUUCUGGCGUCGCUCGUAUCAGCUCGAGCAACGAGACUGCUUCCCAUAGCUCCGCUCCGGCUCACUCCAACACGAAGACCAGACACGAGGAGGCUGCAGCCAGCAGCACGGCUGAGGCCGCCAGUGCUAGUUCUGAUACCACUCAGGCACCCAAGAUACCCAAUGCUAACAAAUGGACGGUAUCAGAGGUGUGCGACUUUAUCCGCAAUAUCCCGGGCUGCGCUGGCUACGCAGACGAGUUCCUCAUGCAAGAGGUGGAUGGCGAGGCUCUACUCCUGAUUAGACCAGAGCACCUUGUGAUGGCUCUGUCCAUGAAGCUGGGCCCUGCCCUCAAGAUCGUAGCUUGCAUCGACUCACUCCGCCCUGAGAGCGAGCAAUCCUCUCAUGAUCACGACUGAGAUUUGCUGUCCGUGUUCUUCGCGAACAACUUGUAAGGCAACAAGUGUAGCUGGAGAACACAAUGCAAAGGAUUGCAUUCAAACUUCGAUCGCGUAUGAUUGAAAAUCACCCUGUAGAAACAAUUGUAGAGCUUGUUAUUAUGGUUGUUAGUUCUAUAUUAGCUUGAUAGUGACGUCGUUACAUUAAACCAACACCUUAGGAAAAUUUUCGUGUUACAUCCUGUUGUUAAUUCAUACAGCCUUAAGCUGAAAUAAUAAUAAUUAUGUUAGGUGUGUUUUUAAACUAAUUGAGAUUUAAAAAUUAAUUAACAAAGUAUUCCUAUUAAAACACGAAUCAUAGAGGUAGGUAUAACUUCACACUGCAACAAACCUUUUUGCAUUUUUCCCAUUUAGAAUUAACUCGUCGUUUUUAUGAAUAACUUGAUGCGUACUUUGGAACUUUUUGAAUGGAAACUUUGAAUAUUCGUGCGUUAAAUGUAAGCAUUUCUAGAGUCACAAACUUUUCAAUUGGGUGUAUCAAUAUAUUGCAUGUGGAAUAUUUCAUUCCAUGUUUUAUCGUAGACAGUGUUCUAUUAAAACUUGAUGUCUUUUUGCAGCGUUUUAGUAGGUUAUUUAUAUGUGUCGAUAACAUAACAUUUCACCUUUUCCAUUCAACCUCCAUUUAGAAUAGAUUCGUCACGACUUUCCGUCGUUCCUAAGCUGAAAUAAUAAUACUAACUUAGUGUGUUUCAAGUUUUUAUCAUUCUGUUACUAUGUAUGUUACCUACGUGUAAGUCUCAUGAGGAUGUAGCGAUAAUAAAUGUCUUAGUAAAAUAACGUUUCGCCGUUUAUGGCUCACUCUUCGGUAAAACUUAGCCUCGGCAUGAAAAACUUUGUCAAACUUUAUCAACUUUAUUUCAUUUCAUGCUGAGACUAACUGUCGAAAAUUUGUGUUCAUUGUUUCAAGUUUCUAUUUGUAGACUUUAACGCUCCCCCCUCCCCCCGUCCGUAGUCGAGUAGACGUCAUUUAGCCAUAGAGCUGUCAAUUAUAUUACGCUAUUAGAUAUGAGAAUUCAAGAUUGAUUUUUAAUAUCUAUACUAUACGUAAUAAAUAUGUAAUAAGCCAGCAGUUGUUCAACAUCAAAAUUGUCGUCCUGUCACACACCGUAACACGCGGUAGUCUCUAUAUCUGUCAACUAUAGCCGUCGCCCGUUGUAACAUUACGUAUAAUUGGCCAGGAACAUUGACGCGUUUCCACGCAAAUUCGGAUAAUGUUAUGGUGCACUUAGGACAAAUGUCGAAAGUUCCGCCUAUUUAGUGUUAAGUUACUUAUUUAAACUCGUACUUAGUUUAAAAUUGGUUUCGUCUCUCUUUCUAUCUCUCUUUCAUUCCCCCGUUUCUGUAACUUUGAAAGUUGUUUUAUUUUGUUUAUUAUGGCUUAUUCAUAACGCGGUCUGCGUUUUCAUUCGCUUUUAUUUCACAAGUUAAAAAUAAUUAUGCAGAUGUUAUCCAAUGGACUAAACUAAUGAUUUAAAGUAAAUAUUCUCGUAAAUAGUCCAACGGGUGGUCGUCGAACUCUCCACUUUUGUGACCAUGUGUUCGAUGCCUUCGCCGUUAACUAUCAAAAGCUUUCUAAAGUUACUUUUAUUUUAUACACAUUUAUUAUUUGAACAAUUUGGCAUUGAAUUGUAAAUGGGUAAAAAUAAAUCGGCUGAUGUGUGAACAGAAAUGUUGUUUUACAGCAUUCGGCCUUUCGAACAACAUGUUAGGGGAGUAGAUCUAAGUAUACACUUUAUAUCGUAGCUAAUUAGUGGUCUUCGGCAGGCGAUCGAUAUUUUAUCUCGAUCGAAGCUUAUUUGCAUGACUUGACAGUAGGGUUUAAUUGACACCAAAAAGUAUAAUAAGGCUGCAGCAGGUUGUUAUCAUCGAUGAAUGUAAUCGAAUGAUGAUUCUACUACACGGUAUACGACUACACCUCGAUCGCCUGCCUUAGCAUCGUGGAGAAAUGUUAAUAUCUAAUAUAAUAACUGUUGCAACGCUGAUACAACGUACAUGUGUAGGCUAGUUCACGGUUUAUAGUGAAUAAUGUUAACGUAAUAUUAAGUCGAUAUGUCUAAAUAUUUCAGAAUUAUUAACAUUAAAACUUAGUAGUUGGAAUAACUAAAAAAGAUAUUUCGCUUUUCGAUUAAAUUCGUGCAAUCCGAUACGAUACUGGUGUGCUUUGCAACGAUUCUCUUUAGUCUGUGUAUGUGUAUGUAUUUGUUCGCGAAUUUAAUAUUUGUGGGAACACUUCUAUCGAGCAAACAGCUUUUUACACCCGUGGUGCUACUUAGUUGUAUUUAAUUAUGUCGCUUUAUUAUUACACGGUUUGUUUAGGAUUCAUUAUUGUUAGUAGAUAGGCCCUUUAUAUUAUAAUAUAUAAUAUAUAUGCGUCGAGACAGCGACAUUAGCAAUUUUAAUUAACAUUGUAUUAUAUUAUUGAAAGUAUAAGUCCCUACUUACAUAGGUGACUUGGAAAUUUUGGAAUUAAUCGCUUAUCGCGUAACGUUUCAUUUGGUAACGCAAAAUGUGUGUAAAUAUUAUUUAGUUGUUGAAUUCUUAUGUCGCUACUGUUAUAUUUUGUAAUUGGUGUCGUUUUCAUGUGUACAUAUUGGAAUUCUAUCUAGGUAGGCACUAACCAAAUCCAGGUCAGUAAAGUAUACAUCAUAAUAUAUGAUAAUAUAAUUAGUUUAGUGAUUUCAAACUGGGAUUUACUAUUAGUAUACUAUAUGUGUAUGUGUAGCGACCUAGGCACACGUCUAGUAGAUAUUUUCACUAUUAUUUUAAGUCAUAUUUUAACGAGAUACAUAAUUUUUUCUUAUUUUAAAUGUUUGUCGCCAUGUGUUGGCUUAUAUUAUACUUUUAUUCAUUUUAAUGUCGAUUGAUAUUUUAGUGGUUACGUUGUAUUAUAAUAGCAUAUUAAUUAAUGUUAUGUCUUUGAAAUAAUUAUUUACACCAAUACACCGUGACUCGAUGUUUGUUUACAUUAUUAGACUUGUGUAGUGAUGUAGGCCCGUGUUGUACAUCUGUCGUAAUAUUUUUUGUUCAUAUAUGUCCUUGUUACUAUGUAAGUGUAUAUGUAUAACGAACAGUCGGCUUGAGCACUGCCAUGAUGUAAUAUGUACAUUUGUGUAGUCAUUAUUACGAAUACUCUUACGGUUCUUAGAAUAUGCUGUAUUAGAUUUUAGUAGAUGUAUAAACGUUUUAAUAUAAUAAAAACAUUUAAUUGAUUAUGUGACUACAUGAUUCUACACGAUAUUCGUAAGUGAUUAGAAGGAAAUUUUAAUGUACAGAACACUGCUCAAUACCGUGCAGUAGCUAAUUUGGUGGGACAUUAAGGAAAAUAAAGCAAAUGAGACUGAUA